AAGCUGGAGUGGAAGCCACAAGUUUGCGCCAACUUGGCGGCCAAGGCCCAUUCAAAUUGUCUGUGUUGGUUGCAACGGAGAGGCGUAUAGGAGCGCCACUAGGACUGCUGCAGGCUGCCACCCUCCUGCGCCACGGCUUGAUCCUGUUUGAAUUGCAGGAUUAGGUUGUCGAGAGCCUAAGCACCUGAAAAGCGGACAAGAUGGAGGACGAUGCUUCAAAAAAGGAGGGAUCAGGAAAGGCCAAGGCCAUCAACUAUGACGAGCUGGACGAGAACAUUCAGACGCACAAGACGCAGGCUUUGAAGCACAAUAAGCUUUCCGAUGCUGUGGAGAGCCUCCUCAACAUUGAAAAGCAGAUGCGUUUGGCUGCGGACAUCACAGGGACGAAGAAGGUCGUUGCGGGAAUCCUUGAAGCGUGUUUUGAAGCUGGGGAUUGGAAGGGUUUGAAUGAGCAGAUCGUGCUACUGUCAAAGAGACGGGCUCAGUUGAAGCAGGCCGUCGUAGAGAUGGUGCAAAAGGCGAUGGCGUACAUCGACAAGGCACCAGAUGUGGAGACGCAGAUUGAGCUGAUAAAGACCUUGAACACGGUCACGGCAGGCAAGAUAUACGUGGAGAUCCAGCGUGCCCGGUUGACCAAGAGGCUUGCCAAGAUCAAAGAACUGCAAGGGAAGAUAGAUGAGGCUGCAGAGAUCAUGCAGGAGGUGGCGGUGGAGACGUUCGGAGCCAUGGCACGGACUGAGAAGCUAGCCUUCAUCUUGGAGCAGGUCCGGUUGUGUCUGGAUCGGAAGGACUUCGUGCGCGCCCAGAUCCUCGCAAAGAAGAUCAACCCCCGCGUGUUCACCGCAGACCCUGCCAAGGAGAAGAAGGAGAAGCCCAUGGAUCCAGAGCAGGUUAUGGAGGCGGCGCCAGCGGAUAUCCCCUCCCUCCUAGACCUCAAGGUUCUCUUCUACGAACUUAUGAUCAGGUACUAUCGGCACGGGCGGGAGUAUCUGGAGAUCUGUCGGGCGUACCAAAACAUCUACGACACGCCGUCGGUCAGGGACGACCCUCUCAAGUGGCAACCGGUCAUGAAGAAGAUUGUGUGGUAUCUGUGCCUCGCGCCCCACGACCCCAUGCAGCGCAGCCUGAUGCAGGCCACGCACGACGAUAAGAAGCUGCUCGAGCUGCCCAAAUACAAGGCCCUGCUGAAGCAGUUUAUCACGCUGGAGGUGGUCCGGUGGAAGAGCUUGAGCGACUUGUACCGCCCGGCGAUGGAGAGCGAGCCCGACAUCUUUGGCGGCGAGUGGGGCAAGAAGUCGCUGGAAGACUUGAAGCAGAGAAUAGUCGAGCAUAACAUACUGGUAAUUUCAAAGUAUUACGCGCGCGUUACGCUGAAGCGGCUAUCGGAGCUGCUCGAUCUGCCAACCGAGGAGACCGAGAAGUACUUGGCUGACAUGGUGACGACCAAGGCGCUGGUCGCUAAGGUGGAUCGGCCGGCGGGCAUUAUCAACUUCCAGGCUCGGCAAGACAGUCACGAGGUCCUCAACACGUGGGCCGUGAGCAUCGAAAAGCUGCUGGAGCUGGUAGAGAAGAGCUGUCACCAGAUUCAUAAAGAGGCAAUGCUGCACAAGGUUGCACUUCCAGUCAGCUGAGAAAGGGCCGCUGAAAAGCGAAGGAACUUGACAGCGAGACUCGAGGGAAGUGCAUUGCGGCUUGCUUUUGUCAAGUGAUCUUAUCAUCCAACACCCUGGGGGCAAACCUUUGAGUGUGCACUUUUUCCAUGCAAUCCGUUUUCGACAUCUUCUUUGGAAAUCAAGGUUCGUGCUUUUUCAAUUGACAUUCCUCAAAGCUUGCGCUCACAGUAGCAGGCAAAAACUAAAGCACAGGAUACUCUAGGGUAAACAACGAUGCAAGCGGGAGCGGCAUGUAAUUUGUCGAACUUUUGAAACGUACGCAUUCGGAUGACGUGGAUUACGGUGCAAACUGGCGGCCUAUUGCACGGUCUGAAAUGUAUGGCAGCCAGCUGCGCCGCCGCGCCUCUAGUGCAAACAUGUGGGA
Molecule: messenger RNA, 2037 nt
Organism: Klebsormidium nitens
Lineage: Eukaryota; Viridiplantae; Streptophyta; Klebsormidiophyceae; Klebsormidiales; Klebsormidiaceae
Source: the annotation of a GenBank genome assembly